Molecule: messenger RNA, 1113 nt
Organism: Miscanthus lutarioriparius
Lineage: Eukaryota; Viridiplantae; Streptophyta; Magnoliopsida; Poales; Poaceae
Source: the annotation of a GenBank genome assembly
AUGAAGCUCUCCUUGUCGCACCACCUGCUCGAGAGCUCCAACAUCCUCCUCUCGUCGCACCACCGCAACACCACCGUCGUUACACUUACACGGAUGUUGUCUUCUCACUGCGAGAACAUGCUGCCCUACGCGCCGGGGCGGCGGGCGGCGGUGCUGCUGGACCACCGGCGGUACCGCCCGAACGUCGUCGAGGUGGCGCCCAGCUGCCCGCGCUGCGACUCGCCCAACACCAAGUUCUGCUACUACAACAACUACAGCCUCAGCCAGCCCCGCUACUUCUGCAAGGGCUGCCGCCGCUACUGGACCAAGGGCGGCUCGCUCCGCAACGUGCCCGUCGGCGGCGGCUGCCGGAAGAACCGCCGGGGCAAGCCGGUGGUGCGAGCCAUGGCCGCCGUCGAUGCCGCUGCCGUGGCGGCGGCCAGCGGUGGCGCAGCGGCGGCGGCGGCGUUCUCGCACCGGUCGUCGCCGUCGUCGUCGUCGUCCCCCGCCACGCUGCGGCCGGACUUGCUGCUGGAAGGCAUGAUCGGCAGCCCAGUCGGCCUGUGCCAGCAGCCGACGACGGACGACGCAGCCGAGAAUCCGUCCGUCGUGGCGCCCGAGGGAUCCACGAUCGACCUGGCGUUGCUGUACGCCAAGUUCUUGAACCAUCAGCCUGCGGCGGCGGCCGAGCCGUGCGCCGCCGCCGUCGUGCCGGAAUCGCUCGACACCUUGAGUGGGUCGUCGUCAGGUGAAGACGUGAGCCCCGUCGUCGUCCCACCGCGGGAUCAGCAGCCGUUCACGACGCAGGACGGCGGGUUUGGCGAGCUGUCCUCGACGGCGAGCGCGGCGGAGCCAAGCGCCGCCCCGCCACAGUGCCCCGACGACGCGUGUGCGGAGGCGGCGCUUGGGGCGUUCAGCGUGGACCCGUGCUGCUACGACUCGCUGGGUUUGCCUCCGGACGGCGGGGAUCUGGUCCUACCGUCAACGUGGCAUCUUGGGGCCAAGUACGAGCCGUUCGAUUCGCUACCCGAGGACGCCAUGAACCUUCAGGACGGCUUCGCCAGCGACGACGACGUGUGGAGCAGUGCGUUGGCUUGUCAAGGGCUGGAAGCAGCUCUCUGCAGCAGGCCGUAA